AGUCAUCGGUCAUGGCGGGGGUGGGACUGGGGAGGGCAACCAGCUGAAGCUCAAGAGCGGCAGAUUAUACGAGCAACUUUUCACUUCUCCUUCCUCGAUCCCUCGCAGCCUCGCUCCGUGAACCGCCGAUGUCGCCUCUCCAGCUCCUCCCACUGCUCCUGGUCGCCGCGGCCAGUGCCAAGACGACACCACCGUCCGUCGCCGCGGCGGCACCAGCUGCCGAGACCGUCGCCGGGCACCAUCCUCCCCCGGUGCCGGCGACGACGUCACCGCCGUGGCCGGAGCAGUACCACGCGGUGGUGAUCACGAACCAGACCACGCGCGGCGGGCGGCUGCAGCAGAUCGACAUCUACUACGACUGGCCUCGCGGGCGCGCGCUGAACGUCAUCCGCGACCAGCUCGGCUCCGGCGAGCCGCUCCGGGACGUGGAGUGGACCAACGGCACCUCCUUCCUGUUCGACUCCGCGUCCUGCACCACCUUCCAGUACCCCGUCGGCCUCCUGCCGCCCGACUGGAAGAAAGCCCGCGGCGGCGGCGGCGCGGCGUACCUCGGGCGCGACCGCGUCGACGGCUUCGACUGCCAUGUCUGGUCCAACUCCGUCUUCGCCCGAUACUACGAGGACGCCGCCACCGGCCGUCCCGUCAGCUGGAUCGUCGUCAAUAAUGGGACAGUGAUGCAGCGGCACGUGCUGAGCUUUGAGGUCGGGGGAGUGCCGCAGGACGACGACACAAAGUGGCAGGCACCGCCUUACUGCUUCAAUGGCGGCAGGGCCGACGGCGCCGCUGCUUCUCCUUGAGCUCAGGUCGCCGUGGCUCCUCGAUCCGGGUCUCCGCCUGCAGCGAUACAGUACGUGAGCUCUUCAAGUCUGAUGAUUGAUUGAAGACAGGCUCUCUAGAGCGACAUCUGUCUCAAGGAGGGUGUCUAUAUAUAUAGGGCCUGUUUGGUACAGCUCACAACACCUUCGUAAACUGUUUUUUUUGCCAAACACUUAUUUCCAAAAUAGCUUCAUGGG
Messenger RNA from Sorghum bicolor (sorghum), 1013 nucleotides. RefSeq lists its product as uncharacterized. NCBI's taxonomy places the organism in Eukaryota, Viridiplantae, Streptophyta, Magnoliopsida, Poales, Poaceae. The record is from RefSeq and is a predicted model, not a curated record. The transcript is spliced from 2 exons. Bases 129 to 797 code for a protein of 222 amino acids.